Condylura cristata (star-nosed mole) is the source of this 2691-nucleotide messenger RNA. It is a transcript of the gene BET1L, whose product is annotated as Bet1 golgi vesicular membrane trafficking protein-like. Gene Ontology annotation, biological process: retrograde transport, endosome to Golgi; regulation of retrograde vesicle-mediated transport, Golgi to ER. The record is from RefSeq and is a predicted model, not a curated record. The coding region runs from base 1 to 792 and encodes 263 amino acids. NCBI's taxonomy places the organism in Eukaryota, Metazoa, Chordata, Mammalia, Eulipotyphla, Talpidae. Gene Ontology annotation, molecular function: SNAP receptor activity. Gene Ontology annotation, cellular component: SNARE complex; Golgi trans cisterna. The transcript is spliced from 5 exons.
AUGCGGACGCUCUGGAGCCAGGUGACUCGGCAGGCGCGGGGCAGCCCCCGCUCCAGGACCGCCACCAGCAGCUCCGCCAGCCUCUGCGAGCAGGGAGAAGAGUGGCUGCACCGGGCCGCCCGGGCCGGCCGCCCGCCCGCUCCCGCCGGCACCCACCUUCCUAUCCGCCUGCUGGGCGUCGUCGAACUGACGCUGGGGCCACGCUCGCACCUGGGGCGGCGACCGCGGAUUGAAGCCGCAGCCUGCGGGAGUCUCCUCGCCUGGACAGUGCCGACCCAAGUCCGGCGGCCCGACCGGCCCAUCGCCGCUGGGCCUCCGCGCGCAGCAGGCGGGCAUCGCUGGAGGCGCUCUGCGGGGCGGCAGCAGUUCGGGGCCUUUUCCGCGGGACUCCCCAGCCUCCCUGCUCGGGGCGUCGCUCUGCAGGACCCAGUUCCCCGCAGGCCCUCCCUCCAGGGUCUGCGCACACCCUCCGAAGCUCAGAACCCUGGUGCUGUGGAGGAGAUUCUAGACCGGGAGAACAAACGCAUGGCCGACAGCCUGUCCUCCAAGGUCACCAGGCUCAAGUCGCUGGCCCUGGACAUCGACAGAGAUGUGGAGGACCAGAGCCGGUACCUGGACGGCAUGGGCUCGGACUUCGAGAGUGUGACGGGCCUGCUCACCGGGAGCGUGAAACGCUUUUCCUCAAUGGCACGGUCAGGUCGUGACAACCGGAAGCUUCUCUGUGGUAUGGCCGUGGGCCUGAUCGUGGCCUUCUUCAUCCUCUCCUACCUGGUGUCCAGGGCACGGACGUGAGCCAAGGGACUGAGCUCUGAGGGGCCUGCAGCCACCAGGGUCCUCCCCUGCCCGGUGCGCUGGGGUCCAAGGACUACCACGAAAUACUCCUUUGAAACAACGGGCGUGGCUUGGGAGCCUCCUUCCUGCGUGUCUGGGGCCCCUGCUGCCCUGACCCAGUGGUCCCUGUGGCUGGGCCGUGGGUGCAAAGGGGCCCUGGGGGAAGCAGGUCUGCUCCUUCCGCCAUGCUGGGUGCAGAGGUGCCUGCAGGGCUGGGGCUGAGCAGAGCCGCUGGGAGCCCUUGACGUGGCCACCGGCGUGGGACCUCCAGCCCUUCUCUGGGUCCUUGUGGCCCUGACGUCUUUGUCUAGGGGAGGCCCCCUCGUGCAUCUGAGGUGACUGGUGUGGACACAGGACGUGGGUGUGGCUCUGAGGCUCAGGCAGUGCCGUUUCCGGCGACCCGAAGCCCCCUCGAGACCUGGGUCCUCGGUCCUGCAGCUGCAGCAAGCCUGCGGUAGGGCAAGGGUCGUGCCCCGUGGCCUGUGGCCUUGCCUCAUGACCUCGCACCCAGGAGCGGACUCGUGCUUGCCCAGGAAACAGCUGUUACCGCAGGGAGGGCGCACAGGCGGGCCAGAGCAGCAGCGUCAGACUCACCUGUGUUGUCAGCAGGGCAGGGCCCCCGCGUUGGUCUAGAAAGUACGGUCCCCGCCGGGCCCGGCCCCUCCUCCCACAGCGAGCCUCCCUGGGGAGGGUCCUGAGCACAUCCCCACGCACCCCUCCCUGGCUCUCGUGCCCACCUGGUCCCCCGCAGCAUGGGCCAGGGCACUAGCUUGGGCCUGCCGGUGGCUUCCUCCCCCAUCCGCUCCUCUUGCCUGAAACGGCUGAGGAAGUGAGGCUUCAGCUCUGCCCCGCCCCGCCACCUGCCCCCUUUCAUGCCCUGCUGCGCUAGUUGCCAGCCUCGGCAUCUCGGGGGGCUGCUGGUGUUCCCCAUGGCUGCCGGUGCUCCCACGCAGCAGGCUGUCCGUGCUGGAACACACCGAGGCCCCUUCUUUCUUCGCCCCUGCCUGCCCCUGAGGCCUGGAGCCACCCCACUUCCCUUGUAGGUCGAGGCCAGUUGACUGGCACUCCCCAGAAACGGGGCAGCUGCUCUGUCCUCUGCUCCCACCUCCCCCUGCUCCUGGCUGCCCCCUGGUGGUUGGGCCCAUCCCGGCGCAUGCUCAGCGCCUCUGUGCCAGCAGCACGGAGGGGCCUGCACCCAGCUCUGCCCUGUGGCCUUUGUGCCCGCCCUGGGCACGAGAGACUCGCCGCUGGCCCUGGCCUGCCCGUGCCUCGUGGGGGCUGACCGCAGGUGUCACCCCAGGCCAGGGGCAUGAGACUUCAACCUCUGGAAUAAACCACCUCACGACGGAAGGAACGCGGCCUGUGGUGUGUGGGUUCCCUGGGGCCGGGAGUGAUGUGUGCAGCUGGCCCAGGCCCAGGUCCUGGCCAGGGGUGCCUGUGCGCUGCCCAGUCUGGGAUGCGAGUGGGAAACGGGGGUGUCGGGAAUGCCUGCCCCCAUGCCUGCAGGUGAGGGAGGCUCUGGCUGUGUCGUGCUGUGCUGCUCCGCACCCGGGCAGCUGAGGUGCGGCUCAAGCCCUGCUGGGCCUGCCGUGAACCCGGGGCUGCCUCUGGGGCACCCCUUCUCGGGGCCAGCACGGGCCGGGGUUUGUGGGGCUGCCCCAGAUGUGUGAGGCCCCCACGACUCGGGCCUUGACAUGGGCGCCCCAGGCUCAGGGUUGGGCUGCCGCGGGCGGGCUGCCAGUGCUGGCCGCCUUUGGGUGGGGCGGAGGCACAUCCCAGGCAGCUGCUGCUGGCCGGGCUGUGGCUCCAGCGUGGCCGCAGGCCCUGGGGAGGUGCUGGGGCUGGCCUGGCCUGGCGUCC